AUGCCAUUUCCCUUCGUUGGAAGUAAGAGAUCGCAGAAGAGUUCCCUUGUAGUGCAAGCCAAAAAAGCCUACGACGACAGCACCUACGGUCCUUUUGAAGAAGGAGAUGUGGGGAUAUCUCGAGACAGAAUAGGGAAAGAUGGGGAUGGAAGCCAAGCCUUCUUCUCACUCUACUACAGAAUGUACAACAGCACCAGGGUGAAGGAUUGCAGUAUCCCAAAGACGACAUCGAAGCUACCUUUGGUGGUAUUGCACGGAGGACCGUCUCUGCCAUCACAAUAUCUGUAUCCUUUGGUGUCACACCUGAGUCUGGACAGACCCAUCAUCUUCUACGACCAGCUAGGAUGCGGCAAGAGCGACGAACCGAAGGAACCACAAUUCUACUCCAUAGCACAUUCCGUGGCUGAUCUUGACACUGUGCUGACAACUCUUGGGUUCAGCAAAGAUUCCAGAGUCCACCUAUUCGGGCAUUCUUACGGUGGCAAUCUCGCCUUUGAAUUUGCCAAGGCACGACCUCAACUAGUACAAUCAUUGCUAUUGAGUAACACUCCUGCCAACAUGAAACAAGCGGGAGACUCGUACGACCGACUAGCAGCGCGAAACCCAGUGGGCUUCUGGAAGGAACGUGUGUGCUCCGUCGAAAGUCCAUCUCUGGACAAUGCAAUGCAAAAUUCCGGAUCUGUCUGGGCAGGCAUGGAUGUUGUUUUGGACUAUGUAGCGUCGCCACCUCCAAUGGUUGAUGGCAAGGCUUUGUUUCCAAGUACAUUGGUGGUUACUUGCGCUCGAGACUUUGCAGUAGAGUCCUCGCAAGGUUGGAAUAGUGUUCUGCAAGGAAUAACCAAUGUCGAACUGGAGACAGUGCACCUGGAAAAGUGUGCUCAUUAUCCGCAUUUGGAAGAUGGGUAUUCGUUUGGAAGCGUACUAGAAACGUUCAUGACCAAGCACGAUGGAUGA
Molecule: messenger RNA, 954 nt
Organism: Seminavis robusta
Lineage: Eukaryota; Bacillariophyta; Bacillariophyceae; Naviculales; Naviculaceae
Source: the annotation of a GenBank genome assembly